AUGGUUAGUCUCACUAAUUCUCAAGCAAAAUUAAUUGAUGAUGAUAUAAAAUCAAAUAAAGAUCGCAAUGGAAAUUACAUAUGUAUGUUUUGCAAGGUAACAAUUGAUACAGUGAAAAAGAAUUGCAUCAAACACAUGAAACAACGGCAUCCAAAGGAUGUAGAAGAAUUAAUAAAAACUCGAAUGAAUAUUCGUCAAGCACAACACGAAGGAAGACUUGAAGCAGCAGCUGUAUUAGAUGCUGCCCUUGAAAAUGUUGAUAAAGAGGAUGAUGAUGAUGAUGAUGAUUCAAUUGCUCAAUAUACUUCAAAUCGAAUGGAUAAUUCUGUUAUGAAAAAGGAUGACGAUGAAGAACAAAUUAAGUCACAACUUUAUGAUUUUUUUAAGAAAUUAAAGAAAGGAUCAAUGUCUGAAGAACAAUAUUUGGCUUCAGUUAAUGCUUUACUUGAUGAAUAA
Rotaria sp. Silwood1 is the source of this 456-nucleotide messenger RNA. The record is from the annotation of a GenBank genome assembly. Lineage: Eukaryota; Metazoa; Rotifera; Eurotatoria; Philodinida; Philodinidae.